GGAUAUUAUAGGAAUCAUUGGAUGUUAAAUCAUAGCGUCAGCUGCACGACAUGACGGAGAACGGGUGUUAAUUACUAAGACACAACAUGUGGUUUAAAGAUAUAGUGCUUGGGUGAUGAUAUAAGUGGCUGAAUGUUAUAUGUGUUGCUGGUUAUGGGAUCAUCGUAUGUCUUCACCAAAGAUCAGAGGGCAAAGUGAUCGAUACAGGGUCUCUUAGGCCUCUUAUAAGAGUGUGACAAGAAUCACAAAAAAGAUAAGACAACAUGUUCAAUAAGAUUUGAUUUAAAUGGAACCGAAUACACUGAAGAUGGCUAACAGAAGGGAGACAACUCCUGUUGACUCGGGAUAUGCAUGGGUUAUUCUUUUUGCCUGCUCUUUAUUGUACAUGAUGCUGUCGGGAGUGACAAAGGCCUUCGGUAUCCUGUACACAGAAUUCCUGGAGGUGUAUGACGCCGGGGCGGGUAACACCGCCUGGAUUGGCAGUGUGAAGCUUUUCCUCUUCUUCGGUUUAGGCCCUCUAGCAAACAGCCUGUGUGAGGUGUUUUCUUUUCGAAAGGUGGUGAUGACAGGAGGACUGUUACUUUCUCUCGGCUACUUAGCCAGUGUGUUUGUACAGCAAAUGGAACUGAUGUAUCUCACAAUUGGUAUUGUUGCUGGUAUUGGAUGUGGCUUUGUGUUCGCACCUUGUACAACGAUCGUGAGCUUCUAUUUUAAGAAAAGGCAAGCUCUUGCUAAUGGAAUUGUUAUAUCUGGAAGUGGACUUGGUAGUUUUAUUUUCCCUUACUUUUAUCGUUUCAUAAUAGAUGAACUUGGCCUCAAAGGAGCCUUGUUAAUUAUCAGCGGAGUUUCUCUACACGUGUGUGUGGGAGGUGCUCUUUUACGUCAGCCACAUCAGCUCAUCAAAUCAAAACAUUCCUCAGACAAAAUCGAUGAAGAAACUAAAAAUCUUAACUAUGGAGAAAACACCAAAAUUAUAGAAAAGCCGUCCAAGCAAAAGUCUAAAUUUGUAAUAGAUUUUACUUUAUUUAAAAUUCCUCGAUUUUCAGUAUAUGUGGCAGCUUUUACUGUAAACAUUAUUGGAUAUGCUGGUAAUUUUUCUGCCUUUCCAGCACAUGUAAAGUCACUUGGAUUCGGAGAACAAAAGGUAGCUAUAGCUUUGUCAAUGAUAGGAGCAACAGAAAUGUUUGCCAGGAUUUUCUUUGGAUGGUUUGCUGAUAAGAAAAUAUUUCAAAAGAGAACCAUUGUGAUUUUCUCAGCUGUUGUGAGCGGGGUCAGUGCAAUUUUGAUUCCUUUCUUGAGGAACUUCCCAGCUAUGGUUGUGUAUGGCUGUAUUGUCGGGAUAUUUCCUGGUGCAUUCUGGAGUCUGAUGGCUGUCAUGAUGCUAGAAUGUGUUGAACUUGAUAGACUUACAUCAGCCAUGGGGGUUCUGUCCAUGUUCAUGUCUUUUGGGAUUGUCAUCAGCCAGCCACUCAUGGGUUGGCUGGAGGAUGCUACUGGAUCAUGGGACCUGUCUUUUAGGAUUAUGGGAAUGUUCAAUCUACUAUCGGGCGCAUUAUUUGUGCUGGAGCCAGUAUUCAAGAGAGCUUGUUGUGUUGAUGUUGAUUCAACAGAAUCUCAUACAGGGGAGGAGAAAGGAAUAGCAGAUCAAGUUAUAGAGAUUGAGCUAACGAACAAGACCAGUGAAGGGUUGUCAUUGACGACGGAAACAUCUCGGGAACGGUCGUCUCUGAUUUUGUGUGAAUCAUCUCCGCACACAGAGGGAGAGAGCAAUAAUGGAAAUAUUAAAACUGCUAACGACUUGAAAAAUUCAGAGUAAAAAGAAAAAGUGAGAUUGGAAAUACAAAUACUUUUGUGAAGAAAUUGUGUGUGUGUGUAGUAGGGUUGAAUUAAGAGUGGCAAUAUUUCAAAAGGAGGAUUUUAUGUACAUAAUUAUGAAUAACAUGCCUUUUGGGGAAAAAUUGUAGAUUCCAGAGAAUUAGCAUUCAUAAAUCAUAUCUUUUUGAAAUCUGUAUUCAGGUCUCAGGUAAACAUGAACUUAAUGAUGUAGCCAAAUUAUAUAUAAAUUAUAUAUAUUUAGGAUAAUUGUACAGUAUUGUCCUGUCAGUGAUUUAUUUUGGCCAGAGAAUUUCAUUUCUUGACUUAUCAUUUUGAAAAGUGCUAUGCUUUAUCAACAUAACAAGAGUAGAACGAUGUUUUUUUUUGGUGAGUUACUUAUUUUCAGUAUUUUUAUCCUCUAUAGAGAUCCAGCCCUUCAGUGUUUUUAAACGAACAUUAAUGUUUGUUUAUUAGAAACCAGAGUAGAGUGGGUGUUUAUUUCCUUGUAUGGAGACAAUUUUACCAGCAUGCCAUCUAUAAUACUACUGCUGCGUUUCAUCCAAUAUGGUUGCCAUCAAAUUAUUUGCUUCAAACACAUACAUGUACUCAAAAAUAUUUCUACACAUAAGUCUGCAAUUUCUAGCAUAAUUGCCAAAUGAAUGCAAAAUCAAAAACCUCAAACAUUGCCAAACUAAUGAAAAAAUUCAAAAAUGUCAUGAUCAUAUGACGUUAUUUUUACCAAUCAUGCAACAUGUAACGUAAUUUUAUGAUGUGUUUUAGAUGUCCUCCUUUUUUGCCAAUCACAAGCUUCAACCUGUCUCAGAAAUUACUGUUUACAUUUUUGCACCUGUCAAUUAAUUGAUAAUUGUCUUUCUCAUUACUGCUAGCUAUCUAGUCAUUCAAGUCUUGAGGGACAGGUGAAUAAUUUGUAAAGGUUUAGGUAUAAAUACAAAUGUAUUUACAGUUUGAUGUUUUACAUUAUAUGAGACUACAUGUAUACACUGGGCAACAACAACAAAGCACCAUUUUGAAUGUUCUGAUGUUAACUGGUUUUUUUUAUUUAUUUAUUAUGUUAAGAAAUGUGUAUUGCUAAAGAUAUAGACACUCAUAUUACAUCAAGUUGGUAACUAACAAUAUUUACGUGGUACUUUAAAAUAGAUUAUAUAUUCUGUGGAAAAGUCCUGAACUUCCUGUUACUGGACAGUUUAUUGUUACUGGACAGCUUACUGUUACUGGACAGCUUACUGUUACUGGACAGUUUACUGUUACUGGACAGCUUACUGUUACUGGACAGUUUACUGUUACUGGACAGCUUACUGUUACUGGACAGCUUACUGUUACUGGACAGCUUACUGUUACUGGACAGCUUACUGUUACUGGACAGUUUAACAACACAUUGUAAACCAUUCAGUCCAAUAACUUUAUCUGGAAUACUUGAUAAAAGAACAGGUUUUAAUUUUGUUUUUAAUGCUUAUCACAUAGAAUAUUUUUAUGACUGGAUUGUGACACCAGCUAUACCUUACAUUUCAUUAAACAUUAAUGUAAAUAUUUGUUUGUACAUAUCUAGUGUGACAUAGCAAGUCUUAUCAAUGUAAGCCAAAACUAGUUAUACAUAUCCUACCAUUUGAGAGAGAAAAAACUUGUUAUUAUAAUGAUAUAAAUUUUGAUGUAUUUUUCGGACGAUAUAUUUUAUAUUUUUAUUGUUUUGUAUUAGAGUUUACUGAUAUUGUUUUAUUCUGACACAAUUGCUUUCUUGUCAUGUUUCCGUUAUAAUGUUAUGUUAAAAAGUUAUUGUGAUGUCUAAGAUCUAACAUUUGACUUUCAUUUUACACAAAUUGUUGCACUACGAAAUGUAUAGAUGUAUUUCAUGUUUUGAUAUCAUAUUUGAUAGUUUUGAAGAACAAAUAUAUCAUGAGAUAAACUUGUAAGUACAUGUUCCUACUUAUUCAAUGAAUUCGAAAAAGAAAGAUAAUGUAGUUCUAGAUAUAAAGUCUGACAGAAAUUAUAUAUUCAUGGAAAAUUUAGUGAAAUAAUAAUAAAAAAAAGUGAUAACUUAAAGCAUUGCUACUACAUAAUAAUGAUAAAGAUCAGGUCGAAGAUACCAAAACUUCCUGCCAAUGCCAAGUUUGGACAAUUAUGCAGAACAUUUUAUAAAUGAGUGAUAGCUUACUGUUUAGUUGGUUAGAGCGGUGGCCAGGUAACCUCAGGUAAGAUUCGAGAUGUGCUCCCUACCUGUGUCAGUAUGUGUUUCUCAGGAAGCUGAGAAACCGGCCUGCCUUUGCUGUCGUGGUUGUGUCCAUGGACGAGACACUUAAUCAUUAUUUCUCUGGAUGGCAUGCAAUGGGUCUCCCAUAGAUUGUUACUUGAGGUAGUCUCGAACAGCUCAAGGAGACUCCGCCUCAAACUUGCCCGGGCUGUUCACUGGACAAUAAAUCCAGCAAACAAACAAGCAAAAUCCAGCCAAUUUCAAGUAUGGGUACUGGUCAUUAUGCACAACAUUACAUCACAUUGAAGAUCUAAAUUGAGAUUCACCUUCAACAAUUUCCAUGACUUGUUUUAGAAAGUACAAAUGUUCCCCUAUUGAAUCAAUUAUAAUCUCUGUAUACAUUUUUCAUAUAUAUAUUGUCAAAAAGAAAAUUAGAACCGAGAUACAAUGUUGAAAGCUGAACAAUACAAUUAUGUAAUAAAGAUACGAAAUAGACUUGUUAAUAAAUAUUAUAAUCAUAAGAGGAAGUGAAAUAUAUUUAUAUAGGUGUUGGCUGCUAAAUAGACAUACAAUAUGUAUAUAUUAUCAAUUGGUUUUGGCUACAUAACAAUUGUAUUUGGCUAUAUUGCAAUUGUAUAUGGCUAUAUAGCAAUUGUAUAUAGCUAUAUGGCAAUUGUAAAUGGCUAUAUAGCAAUUGUAUUUGGCUAUAUAGCAAUUAUAUUUGGCUAUAUGGCAAUUGUAUAUGGCUACAUUGCAAUUGUAUAUGGCUAUAUAGCAAUUGUAUAUAGCUAUAUGGCAAUUGUAUAUGGCUAUAUAUCAAUUGUAUAUAUAGCUAUAUAGCAAUUGAAUUUGGCUAUAUUGCAAUUGUAUAUGGCUAUAUAACAAUUGUAAAUGGCUAUAUGGCAAUCGUAUAUGACUAGAUAGUAACCAACCAUAGAGAAAUAGAUUGUCUAUAGUAUCUUUGACUGUUAUACAUAUGUUGUUGUUUUAUACAUGGUUGUUGAUGUAAGUUCAAUUUAGAUAUUAUUGUAAUUGUGUUAAGUAUGAUUUAUUUUGAUUGUAUUAGUGUUUCUAGUCUAAUUUCUGGAAUAAACAGUGGUGCUUUGUAUCGUU
Molecule: messenger RNA, 5134 nt
Organism: Pecten maximus
Lineage: Eukaryota; Metazoa; Mollusca; Bivalvia; Pectinida; Pectinidae
Product: monocarboxylate transporter 13-like
Exons: 7
Coding region: 287-1816 (509 amino acids)
Biological process (GO): transmembrane transport; monocarboxylic acid transport
Molecular function (GO): monocarboxylic acid transmembrane transporter activity
Source: RefSeq, a predicted model, not a curated record